Molecule: messenger RNA, 1923 nt
Organism: Fusarium tjaetaba
Lineage: Eukaryota; Fungi; Ascomycota; Sordariomycetes; Hypocreales; Nectriaceae
Product: DNA-directed RNA polymerase III subunit RPC3
Exons: 4
Coding region: 1-1923 (640 amino acids)
Biological process (GO): DNA-templated transcription
Cellular component (GO): RNA polymerase III complex
Molecular function (GO): single-stranded DNA binding
Source: RefSeq, a predicted model, not a curated record
AUGCUCGUUCUGACAGCCCCUUCACGGCAGACAAAACAUGCCGCUGAGCUUUGUGCUCUCCUAGUCAAUGAUCUUCAUGGCGAACUUCCUUCGCGAAUCUUGAAUGCACUGCUCAUAAAAGGCCGGUCGACCAUUGCGCAACUGGUCCAACACACAUCUCUCACGCCGCGAUACUUGCGAAAUGGCAUCGCUGUUCUGAUACAGCAAAAUCUUCUUUACCACCACACAGACGCUAAUACCGACAUCACGUACUACCAAGCCGAUGCUGAUGCCUGUUACAACCUUGUACGAUCGGGGAAGAUCUUAAAUGCGAUUGAGAAUCAAUACGGCAUCGCGGAGCGGGAACUCGCCCAGACUUUGAUGCAACUGGGUCACGCCCGAAUCGCCGAUCUUUCUCAAGCUUUCGGGUCGAGGGCGCCUAAGCUCAAUGGACAUGCUAACGGUGAACAUAAAACCCACGAUGGCCUCAUCGAGUCAGAAAGUCACCUGAACUCUGUCCUUGUUCGCCUGAUUCGAGCAGAAAUCGUCGAGACUGUUCGGCCCGAAAGCUUCCGGAACCCUAAGGAUGUCUAUCGUGAGAUCGAAGACGAAGUCACCAAACCUCGACCAGGCGAAAAGGUCACCAAAGGAAAGAUCGAGGCUCAACGCGAGGUCAUCGAACGCUCUAGAACAUAUAGAGACCAGUCCAAGACUUUGAAGCGUCAGCUUGACAUGAGCGGGGGUCACAAGCCAAAGAGACGGAAACUUGUUAAUGGAGCAACACAAAAUGGUCAUGCAUACGAUGCUCCAAAACUGAACCCCAAUGUGGUGAUCAAGAUAAACUAUGAAAGAUGCUUGGUUGAGCUGCGGAACCAGAGACUUGCAGAACUCGCAACAGAAAUGCUUGGGGAAGUCACUGGUGAAGUUUACCGCACAGUGCUCGAUCUCUUAACUUCAGAUUUCUCAAGGUGCCAGUCUGACCCGCUACUCGAUGAAGUGACUCCUGGACAACAACCAGCUGUGACAACUAUCGACAUAUUUGAGCACCUGGACGAAAAUAUCAACGUCCAAAAUGGGAUUGGCAAAACUCCAAGAGAAAAAAUUGACUCACAGAGUGCUGAACGGAUCAGGGAAACAGCGCCGGAGUCAGACGACGAUUCUGACGAUUCAGAUGCCGGUCCUCCCGGUCGAAGAAAGGCGUUUGACGUUGAUGAUGAAGUUGAUGAAUGGGCUGACGAUAACCAUGAGGGUACAGCUAAUGGGGAACAAGAAAACAGAGUAAGAUUCGAAGAUACUACGAAUGGAAACGAGACCCGAAUCUCCCAGAUGCGCCGUCAUCUUCUUCUCCUCGCGGAAAGCAAGUAUCCGUUCAUCCGUCACUGUGGGAUGUACGGCCGCGGGCAAUGGACAGUGGACUUUGGUCGCCUCGUAGGCAAGCUGCGGGAAAUCGAACUGGACGCUAUUAUUGAACAAUCCCACGGUCGCCAUGGUCUACGCUUGACCCGCAUUCUUCGAGAGAAGGGCAAGCUUGACGAGAAAAUGCUUCCAGCCGCCGCGCUCAUGAAGAAGGGUGACGUGCAAGGCAAAAUGCUCGCGAUGCAGAUGGCAGGUAUAGUGGAUGUUCAAGAAGUGCCCAAAGAUAGCAGCCGACUUGCCAAUCGAACGCUCUUCUUUUGGUAUUUUGACAAAGAGCGAACCCAAACACAGGCACUGGAUGACAUUUACAAGGCUAUGCUCCGAUGCCUUCAAACCUUAGAGGUGGAGCGCCACAAGGAACGAAACAUUCUUUCGUUUGUUGAGAGGAAGGACGUGCAAGGCAAAGAAGAGGAGGUCAUGACCACAGAGCAUUACAACAAAUACAACAGGCAUCUGGGAGUGCAGGACAAGCUUCUCGGUCAAGUCAUGAGGCUAGAUGAGUUGGUAUCUGUGCUUCGUGAUUAUUGA